Molecule: messenger RNA, 1225 nt
Organism: Drosophila subpulchrella
Lineage: Eukaryota; Metazoa; Arthropoda; Insecta; Diptera; Drosophilidae
Product: golgin subfamily A member 7
Exons: 5
Coding region: 144-599 (151 amino acids)
Biological process (GO): protein targeting to membrane; peptidyl-L-cysteine S-palmitoylation
Cellular component (GO): palmitoyltransferase complex
Source: RefSeq, a predicted model, not a curated record
UGAUUUCCACAUCUGGCAGCACUGCUCGAUUUGCAAACAUUUGUCUUUCAACCAAUUUAAGGGAAUUCAAGGCAAUUAGAGGAUUCCUGUGAGCUCUUCGAGGCCAACUGAGGUUACUUUAAGCCAAGAUAAGCAGCGGCAAUAUGUCCCAAGGCGGCGGCACUACUCCAGCGGGCGGCAAUCCCACGGCGCUCCAGGCAACCCAAGGGGGCGUGGUCUUCAGCAAGGUCUUCAUACAAAGGGACUACAGCGAGGGCACCUCCGUGAAGUUCCACACCCGACUGCCCACAGAACUGGAGGGCAUGAUCGAAAGACACGUCUUCGAGGCCACCAUCAACAGGCUAAACGAGUUCUACGCCGAGGCGGAGGAGGGAUCCUGUGGCACCUACUGCGAAGGAUGCAUUGGCUGCAUCACCGCCUACUUGAUCUACAUGUGCUCCGAAACGCACUACGAAAAGACCCUUCGCAAGAUAUCCAAAUUUGUGGCUUCCCAAAACGAACGCAUUUACAACGCCAAGGGCCUGCAGCUGAUCGAUCCAACCUAUCGGGGCCUCCGCGUCAUAGAGAUUACAAUAUUCGAUCGUCCGGGGCGAACGUGACUUCCACUUUCCCAUUCAGCCAACGAGUUUUUCAUGUGAGAUCAACCAACAGCCACAGUCGCAUCAACAGGAGUUAGAAGGAGGAGAGUCCGUUUCAGCAAUGAUUAAGCAAAAGUCAGCGCCAUUGGGUGUGUUUCCAAAAAAUAUAUAAAAAUCAAUACAAAGCUGUGGGAUCAGCUAAAGCUUUAUAACCUAUAUACCAUAUGUCUUGGCAGAGCAGCGGCCGGAGAGUUUUUGGGGCAUGCGACUUAGUCACGGGUGUGCUGGGAGACAGCCUCCGCUGCAGCCACAUACGAUAUGCUAGAUUAGCCGUUAAUGAUUAGCCAAGGCAGUGUACGGCCAGUUAGUUAGUAUUUAUGCAUUAGCAGGCAUAGUCAUGUAAGUGAAAAGCUACCGAAAAUGCAUUUUGAGCCGAAGCAAGCAUCAACAUAUGCACACAUUCGCAUAUGUUACCAUUGUUCUACUUAUCAGCCCGAAAGGCCAGCGAGAAUUGAUUGUUUUGUAAUUGAAAGAAAUUGUAUACAUCUUGUUUGUAGUAGUUACUAACAAUUCUAUUGUCUAAAGUUUUAAUUUUAAUGGCAUAACACAUAAUACAUAAAUACAUAGUUCAAGCUUAAUCAGACAAG